UAAAAAUACCUAUGAUUGUACUGCUGAGUCGACAAACUGGGAAAAUCGGGAAUUUUCAGGGAAUAUAACUUACCAGGAAUUAUUAUGAACAUCUAAAAGCUUGAAACUAUUGACCUAACAAUGGUUGUUUGAUUAUAUUUUGAAUUUUAAUUAUCGUAAUCAUCCGAAUUUAAACUAUGUCGAAAGAAGCAUCAGAAUAUUUACCUAAUGACCCAAGUUUUGCAACAAAAGCCAUUCACGUUGGUUCAGAGCCUGAGCAAUGGCAUUCUUGGGCUAUGGUUCCACCAAUAUCAAUGUCCACAACAUUUAAACAAAUGGCACCUGCUGAUUUCAAGUGUUAUGAGUAUGGACGUUCAGAUAAUCCUUCAAGAGUGGUCCUUCAGAAAUGUUUAGCAGCCCUUGAUGAUGGAAAAUAUGGUCUAUGUUUUGCAUCUGGUUUGGGUGCAAUGACAGCUUUAGUCUCAUUAUUUAAUAGCGGUGAUCAUGUUGUAUGUGGAGAUGAUAUUUAUGGAGGUACAAAUCGUUUAAUGCGUCUAGUAUUCAGUCGUUUAGGAAUUGAAGUAUCAUAUGUUGAUACCAGGGAUGUCGCAAACAUUGCCAAGGCAAUUAAACCAAAUACAAAAUUAAUAUUUUGUGAAACACCCUCAAAUCCAACGUUAAAAGUAACAGAUAUUCGAAAGGUGGCUGAAUUAGCAAAAUCGAAAAAUAUUAUAUCAGUUGUUGAUAACACAUUUUUAACAAGUUACUUUCAACGGCCAUUAACUUUAGGCAUUGAUGUGGUUUUAUAUUCGUUAACAAAAUACAUGAAUGGACAUUCUGAUGUAAUUAUGGGUGCACUAGUCACAAGUGAUGAGGAAAUUUAUAAACGUUUAAAAUUCUUACAAAAUGCGAUGGGUAUUGUACCAUCACCUUUCGAUUGUGCCAUGGUUACACGUAGUUUAAAAACACUGGCGGUACGGAUGAGAGAACAUAUGUCGAAUGGAUUAAAAGUUGGACAAUUUUUAGAAAACCAUCCAGCUGUUGAAAAAGUUUUACAUCCAGGUUUACCUUCUCAUCCUCAAUACGAAUUAUCUAGAAGCCAAACACAUGGUUACAGUGGAAUGUUAUCAUUUUAUUUAAAAGGAGGUCUUGAAGAAUCGCAAAAGUUUUUCAAAGCUCUUAAAGUAUUCAGUUUAGCCGAAAGUCUUGGUGGUUAUGAAAGUUUAGCCGAACUUCCAAGUGUAAUGACUCAUGCCUCCGUACCGGAUGAACAACGAGCUGAACUUGGAAUUACCGAUAAUUUGAUACGAUUAUCUGUUGGUCUAGAAACUGUUGAUGAUUUAAUUAAAGAUUUAGAACAAGCUUUGAAAGCUGCAACAAAUUAAUGAUUUAAUUUUUUUAUUUCUUUUUUAA
This is a messenger RNA of Chrysoperla carnea, 1392 nucleotides long. Its product is annotated as putative cystathionine gamma-lyase 2. The transcript has 6 exons. Gene Ontology annotation, biological process: transsulfuration. Gene Ontology annotation, cellular component: cytoplasm. Bases 177 to 1364 code for a protein of 395 amino acids. Gene Ontology annotation, molecular function: cystathionine gamma-lyase activity; pyridoxal phosphate binding. NCBI's taxonomy places the organism in Eukaryota, Metazoa, Arthropoda, Insecta, Neuroptera, Chrysopidae. The record is from RefSeq and is a predicted model, not a curated record.